Molecule: messenger RNA, 865 nt
Organism: Carya illinoinensis
Lineage: Eukaryota; Viridiplantae; Streptophyta; Magnoliopsida; Fagales; Juglandaceae
Product: probable prefoldin subunit 4
Exons: 3
Coding region: 151-531 (126 amino acids)
Biological process (GO): protein folding
Cellular component (GO): prefoldin complex; cytoplasm
Source: RefSeq, a predicted model, not a curated record
ACAAAAAAGGAAAAAUAGCCUUAUUGUAAGUUCAAAUCGGUUCGACCAAACAAGUUGGGUCUGGGUCUGGGUCGUUUGCAGUUUUGCAGUGGCACCGAGCUUCUACAAGAAACCAAUAUUGUUCGAGCUUCUCAAAUCAAACUAACAAACAUGCAGCAGGGUGGGGGUUCAGAUACGGAGGUGACUUGGGAAGAUCAGCAGAACAUCAACAAGUUUGGAAGAUUAAACAACCGCUUUCACGAGCUCCAGGAUGAGAUCAAAAACGCCAAGGAAACGAAUGAUAAUCUGGAGGAUGCUAGCAAUGAAUUGAUUCUCACUGAUGAAGAGGUGGUUCGGUUCCAACUGGGGGAAGUCUUUGCCCAUGUCCCGAAGGAAGAAGUGGAGAGCAGGAUAGAACAGAUGAAAGAGGUGACAAGCAAGAACUUGGAAAAACUUGAGGAAGAAAGGGAUUCUAUUCUUGCACAGAUGGCCGAGUUGAAGAAGAUUUUGUAUGGGAAAUUCAAGGACUCCAUUAAUCUAGAGGAGGAUUGAUACGGAUGAGAUGCGACUUCUGUCAAUUUGGUUGGCAAGUUAUUAGGGAAAUGACUUUCAGCAGAUUCUGAUGCUUGGAUAUUGCAGUUGUCUUCACCACCAAUAGCUUUGAUCUCCUGCGAGGAAAAGGCUCAAAGGAGCUUCCAGUAAGAAGUUUUAUCAUCUUAUGAUUGUACUAAAUUGCUUCUAGAAUCGACAAAAUCCCUAUUUUCUUUGCUAAGGUGUUGCCUGCACCACAAGGAUCGCUGAUCCAAAAGCUGAAAACUUUUCUUUUCAGAGGAAGAGAAGUUGAAUACUCUGAAUGCUUAUGGAUGCGCAUCAUAUGUUUUAGUAA